Messenger RNA from Salvia miltiorrhiza (redroot sage), 953 nucleotides. RefSeq names its product 50S ribosomal protein L21, chloroplastic-like. The transcript is spliced from 5 exons. Gene Ontology annotation, cellular component: ribosome. The record is from RefSeq and is a predicted model, not a curated record. Gene Ontology annotation, biological process: translation. The coding region runs from base 85 to 708 and encodes 207 amino acids. Lineage: Eukaryota; Viridiplantae; Streptophyta; Magnoliopsida; Lamiales; Lamiaceae. Gene Ontology annotation, molecular function: structural constituent of ribosome; RNA binding.
ACUCCACUAAAAGAUGGAUAGGAUAAUGGUACCUCUCCUUCCAAAGCAAUCAAGAAAUUUUCGCAGGAGCUCAAUUCUGAUACAAUGGCAGCUGCUGCUCUCUCUCUUUGUUAUUCUCUCACUCCAAAACCUUCCCACAACCAAAAUACAACCGCCCUUUCUCUAUCUAGACCCAACGUUUCUUCUCUGUCCCACUCUCUCUCAUCUCUCACUCUCACCGCCCGCAAACAGCCCGCAUUUUCGUUCUCCGUAAAAUCAACGGACACAGAGGCUGCAGUUUCUGUGAGUGCUCCCGAAAUCGAAAGCCCGGUUCCAGAAAGUGAGCCCGAUGUUGAAACCGCGGAGCCCAAGCGCGAGGAAGUUUUUGCUGUUGUGAUGGUUGGAUCUAGGCAAUACAUCGUCUUCCCUGGACGUUUUAUCUACACACAGAGGCUUAAAGGCGCAAGUGUAAACGACAAGAUCACCCUAAACAAGGUGUUGCUAGUUGGAACAAAAACAAGCGCGUAUAUUGGAAAACCAAUCGUGCCUAAUGCCACAGUUGAGGCCGUUGUUGAAGAGCAAACGCUGGAUAAGAAGGUGAUCGUGUUCAAAUACAAGAAGAAGAAAAACUACAGAAGAAACAUUGGUCACAGACAGCCUAUUACAAGGAUACGAAUAACGAGCAUCACGGGAUACCAAAACUCUCCCGUGACGACCCUUGAUUCUUGAGGAGAUUGUACACUAGAUUACAGAACUGUCUGCUUGUUAGAUUUCAUUUAUUUUUUUGAAAGAUGAUGUCGUCUACUGUCAAUGCCUCUUGAUUUUGGUGGCAAACUGCUAACUAGAAGUUGGAGUGUAGAGAUCCCAUCUAGGGCAUUAUGUAGCCCCCGUCAUUUUGAUUAUCAAAUCUUGUUUUGACAAUAUUUUCAGCUGUAAUUGCUGGGCAGUUGCUUCUAGAUUCUGUUCUUGCAAAA